Molecule: messenger RNA, 2134 nt
Organism: Dissoconium aciculare CBS 342.82
Lineage: Eukaryota; Fungi; Ascomycota; Dothideomycetes; Mycosphaerellales; Dissoconiaceae
Product: glycoside hydrolase family 47 protein
Exons: 9
Coding region: 329-1915 (528 amino acids)
Biological process (GO): N-glycan processing; carbohydrate metabolic process
Cellular component (GO): endoplasmic reticulum; Golgi membrane
Molecular function (GO): calcium ion binding; mannosyl-oligosaccharide 1,2-alpha-mannosidase activity
Source: RefSeq, a predicted model, not a curated record
UUUUGCGAUGACAAUUCUCGAACGCAUGUGCGAUGCCGUAAAAUAUUCUCCGAUGUCUCGGAAUCAUGUAAUGAGUGAUAACUGCUGGAAGGUCCUCCCGGCCAUGCCCAGCCUGGGUGAGACAGUUCGGCAUCAUUGUUACUGCCACCGACAAGACGGCACGCGCCCAUCUGUCAGAUCUCCCAGAGGUACUCUCGAGCAAGCUUGGUACUGCCAUAUGUCCACUUCCGCUGAAGACCUAGAGCUUUGUCUGCUUGAAUCUCUGAUGUUUCCUUUUGUUUCCCUCGAUUGCGCUCAAUUUCGUCAAACCUGAGCGAUCGAUCAAGACAUGCGUACCGCACAGGUUUUUUGUGUGUUGAGCACAGCGGUCUUAAGUACCGCUGCAGCAGUGCGAGCAGCAGCCCCGGAGGCAUUCGGAGAAAUCAGAAGUACAGACCAAUCAACUCUCAAGCAUGAAAAUUCAUCUCCGAAUACCGCGAGAGCAGCGGCGGUUAGAGAGGCUUUUCAAUUCGCAUGGGACGGAUAUUACAAACAUGCCUUUCCCAACGACGAGCUCCUACCGGCAAAUAACAGCUACAGUAAUUCUCGGAAUGGAUGGGGUGCCAGCGCCAUCGACGCUCUAUCCACUGCGCUCGUCAUGAGGAACAAGGAAGUGGUCGAUGUCAUUCUAGACUAUGUGCCAACAAUUGAUUGGAGCGUGAGCUACGAAGACACUCGAGUCAGCCUCUUCGAAACGACCAUCCGAUACCUCGGAGGUCUCUUAUCCGCGUAUGACUUACUCAAGGGCCCUUUGAGCUACAUCCCUCAAAAACCAGGUAAUGUCCGCGCCCUGCUCAGUCAGGCCACAAAUCUUGCAAACAACCUGAGCUUCGCCUUCAACACUCCGACAGGUAUCCCCCACGGUGGUAUGUUCUUUGGUAACAGAACUAAUGAUGGUAGAAACACCACGAAUUUGGCUGAAGCUGGAACGCUCGUACUUGAAUGGACUCGUCUUUCCGACCUGACCGGUGAUGUGACUUACGGAGCCCUGGCACAGCGAGCAGAGGAGUACUUAUUAGACCCUCAACCGCAGUCGCUCGCCGAGCCAUUCCCAGGACUCGUCGGCUCGAAUAUCGGCAUCAACAACGGCAGUUUUGUGGACGGCGAUGGUGGAUGGGGCGGCGGCGACGACAGCUUCUAUGAAUAUCUGAUCAAGAUGUUUGUCUACGACUCUUCUCGUUUUGCAAGUUAUCGCGAUCGUUGGAUUCUUGCUGCGGACAGCACCAUUGCUCAUCUGGCAUCACAUCCUUCGUCCCACCCGGAGCUAACCUUUCUCGCCUACUACGAAGGCACGAAACUUGAUCUAUACUCAGGUCAUCUGGCAUGCUUUGAUGGUGGUAACUUCAUUCUCGGCGGCCUCGUUUUGAAACAACAGAAGUAUAUCGACUUCGGUCUCCAGCUCGUCGAUUCAUGCGAGCAAACUUACAACAAAACCCUCACGGGCAUCGGCCCAAAUGGGUUUGGAUGGGAUAGCUCUGAGGUUCCCGCGAACCAAACGGAAUUCUACGAACGGGCAGGUUUCUACAUCACAGAUUCUGCCUAUGUGCUGAGGCCCGAAGUCAUUGAAUCCUUCUACUACGCCUAUCGAGCCACCGGCAAAACGAGAUAUCAAGACUAUGCUUGGAAUGCCUUUGUCGCCAUCAACAGCACAACCCGCGUUGGCUCAGGCUUCACAUCAGUCACCGACGUCAACGCGCCUUCCGGUGGAGAUAUUUUAAAUUUCCAGGAAUCCUUCCUCUUCGCCGAGGUGCUCAAGUACAGCUAUUUGAUCCAUUCAGACCCAGAUGACGAAUGGCACGUCAACCACGACGGCGCCAAUGAUUGGGUGUUCAAUACCGAGGCGCAUCCCAUGAGGGUUGUGGGGCCACGGGUCUGAUUGUUGUGGAAGUGCGCAUCUAUUCUAAUUCAAUAAUAAUAAGAUGUAUCACUCGAAAUGUACCGAGUUGAUAACUAGAGAGACCAAUUUGUGCCCAAUGCCAAUGUCUCUUCGACGGCAUUGAUUCACCUGAGUUUAGAUAAUGUAUAGGGUGAGGCCAGCACGGCGCUCCUUUUCAACGCGAUGGUGUAUUGCCCGUCUUCCUGCGCGAUGCAUUCC